This is a messenger RNA of Perognathus longimembris pacificus (Pacific pocket mouse), 1150 nucleotides long. RefSeq names its product SLAM family member 9 (gene Slamf9). NCBI's taxonomy places the organism in Eukaryota, Metazoa, Chordata, Mammalia, Rodentia, Heteromyidae. The coding region runs from base 125 to 952 and encodes 275 amino acids. The record is from RefSeq and is a predicted model, not a curated record. Gene Ontology annotation, biological process: T cell activation. Gene Ontology annotation, cellular component: external side of plasma membrane. The transcript has 4 exons.
CUAUUUUCCUCUCAGAUUCUGGCCAAUCAGUCUCCCAGUCUCUUAGAGUUUCCUAACAGCUUGUCUUUUCUAUAGCCUGGAGGUGUGGACCAAGUUACUGUGGGACUGGGCCACUGUUGCUGACAUGGAGGCCUUUCCAUGGCUGUUCCUCCUGCUGCUCCUAGAAGCCAAAGCAUACUCUGGAGAUGGUGUGGAUCCUAAGGAAGUAGUUGGAGUUCUUCAGGAGUCAGUCAGUCUCCCCCUGGAAACACUAUCUGGUGAAGAAGUUGAGAGCAUCAUCUGGUAUUCGAAGAACAAAAUUGGCAUAGUGAUGCCAGGGAAAGAAAGACAGCCAGCUACCAUCUUGGUGAUGGACCCUCACUACCAGGGCCGAGUGAGCUUUUCGGAGCCCAGCUACUCUCUUUAUAUCAACAAUUUGACCUGGGAGGAUUCAGGACUUUACCAAGCUCAAGUCAACCUGAGGACACCCUCCUUCUCUCCCCCACAACGCUACAAUCUACGUGUCUACCGACGACUGUUGCAGCCUCAAGUCACUGUAAACGUUAACGUCUCUGAGGAAGGUGUCUGUGACAUGUUCCUGACAUGCUCUGUAGAGAGAGCCGGCAUGGAUGUGACCUACAGCUGGCUCUCAUCAGAGGAUAGCAGUGCUGCAGUGCAGCAAGGCCCUGUCCUCAACACAUCCUGGAGGCUUGGUGAAAAUGCUCUUUCUUACACAUGCAGGGCCAGCAACCCCAUCAGCAACAGCAGCUCCCGUUCUGUCUCUGUUGGGCCCUUCUGUGCAGAUACUGGAUAUCCUGAGAUGUCCCCAGUGACUGUCUGCUUCCUAGCCAAGGGAUUGCUCCUCCUCCUGCUCGUGGUAAUUCUAGUCACAUCACUCUGGGUUUUUCAGGUCCAGAAAAAAUGUGAAAAGUCAAGGAUGAGGAAAAUCAAGACAAACAGAAUGAAUCUGUGAAAGAAGGGGAAGCCUAGUCCCAGCCUAGCCUGACUGCCUCCUGGGCAGGGUGUGUGUUGGGGGGAGGGGGGGAAAUGUCUCUCCUAAGCUUGGUGUUUUCUCAGAUCCAAGGGAAUCCUCCAACAGGGCAACAAAGGCUGCAAAGGGCCAUUUUCCCAAGGGCAUGACAAUAAAGUCAAGUUGAGUAUCUGUACCUCA